Molecule: messenger RNA, 3512 nt
Organism: Phasianus colchicus (ring-necked pheasant)
Lineage: Eukaryota; Metazoa; Chordata; Aves; Galliformes; Phasianidae
Source: RefSeq, a predicted model, not a curated record
AGGGGUUCCCGCCCCGCUGCCAUGAAGGUGGCGGCACUGGAGCUGGGCUCCCUCCUGGUCAGGCUGCACCGCUCCGCCGCGGGUCCCGGCCCGGCCGCUCCCAGCCUUCACCCGCCCUCCGGAGGCGGCUGCACCCCGGCUGCCGGCGGGCGUCCCCCGCGACCGCUGCUCGCUGCCACGGAGGAGGCUGGGAGUUGGGCCGGCGGCAAGGCGCUGCUCAUCACCCUGCCCGACAUCGGGGAGGAGGCGGUGGCGGAGUGCGAUGCCGAAGAGGCGGCGUGCAGCUCGCGAAGCCCCAGGAAGGGAUUAUCCAGAGGUUCUACAAAUCAGUAUCAUUCAGGAAAAAGUGGAGAAUCUCUUCCAGCAGUUUUUGAGAGAAAUGUGCAAGAAGCCAUCAAUAACUACAGUUGUGAAAUGCUUUCAUCAGUUUCAUCUAGUGGACAUGCAACACCCACAGACCUGAAUAAUUCUUGGUCUGGAAUAAAAAGCUGUACUACUGGUUUGUCUACUGAAAGAAGUUCUGUUUACUCUUGGAGGGAUGAUGAAUUUGACGAAGCCAACACACAGAGAGUGCAUCAGCUGUUCUGGGAUAUUGAUGAAAUGCUGUUUGAAGGAAAAGUGACCUCCCAAACUCAGAGCCUGCAGGCAGAAUGCGCAGACUGGGUUGAGCGAUCUCUUCAUCUAAGGGUUCUGGGAAAGCAGCUCCUGUCACCAAAGAAUGAAGGUUUUCAGUACUUCGAAAGCAGAAGUGAUAGCUCUGUGGAUACUAAGUGUUUACCUAGUCUUCAUGAAUGUACUAGUAACAUAAAAGAACUCUGCAUUUCUGGCUCUAAGUUGAUUCCUAAAGUAUCUCCAGUACUGAAGUCACCAAGUUCACGUUCCACUGUAAUUCAUGGCUCUGAGUCAUCCACAUAUUCAUUCCUGGAAGAAGAAAUCUAUGAUGCUGAUGGAAAAGUGGAAGAAUAUCUCGCCUUUGACAUCAAGGAGCUUGAUGAUGAGUGUUUGGAGCAAAAGAAAGUACAUCUUGCUGAGAAGAGGAGUAAGCAUGGCAUUCCUCCUGUUUCUCCAAUGGCUUGUAUCAGGGAUGCUGUGGCUUCUGAAAUAUUUGAUCAUUUAUGGAGUAAUGUAAUUGGAAUAUUGGAGGAACUGAUUAAAAAACAUUUGGAAACGAAUGUCACAGAGAGUGCCAAGCAGGCAGGAAAACGUCCAGCUGUUCGUGUUACAGCAGAUGUUGGCAGUGUCCUCCUUUCCAGAGGCUCUGAAGCACGAAGUGUGUCUUUUGGAUCUCAUUUAGCUUCAUCACAGGUUCAUCAUUUCUCCAGCAGCUUCUGUAGUGACUUGAAUGGAGUGAUGACAAUUCAGGCAAAACCACUCCAACAGAGGCACUUUGCAGUACAAAAAAUACAGAAUGAACAAGAAGGCAAACCACAUAGCAUUAGCUCCAGUGCUCCAAAUUCAGUGCACACUAGUCUGGGGAGAAUUGCUGAUAACCAUGUUCUCUCAUCAUCUCGGGUACUGCUGGCAUCUGCUAGGAAGCUACCAAGCCAUCGUAGGUUACCUUCUCUCACUUCUGAUCAACUCUCCUCAAAAGCUCCUAAUAUGUACAAUGGUGAAAUCCUUAGGGGGACUAAAUUGUGAGUUUUUUCAUUUUAUUUUCUGCUUUCCUCAGAACUUUACUGAACUUUCACCAGUGAAGGAUUUUGGAAAAUACUUGAGAACUAAUCAAAGAUUUAUUAUUUUAUCUAAAAUUCAGAGAUAAAAAUGCAGCAAGCAGAACAGUGUUUUUUUGAGGAGGGGCAUUUCUUUGUUUUUUUUUCUUUUGUUUUCUGUUUUGUUACAUUAAGUGCUGUUACUUUCUGUGCUGAACUCUAUUAAGAAAUGUACUGCUUAAUAAUUUCACGUUACUUCACUGAAGAAGUCUUGAAUAUGAAUUUUCCUAAAAGACAAUCUCUUAAAAUUCUGUAGGGGUGUUAGCUUGGAUCGUUUAUCUUCUGGUUCUGCACAUACAGCCCGAAACAAGUUACCACCAAUAAACUUGGAGGCUGUUAAACAGUAUCCUUCGGUUGUACCUCGGUUGCAGCAGAGCUCUUAUCGAGGACAAUAUGCUCAUAGCAGAGUCUCAAGUGCAGUAACUGGCAAUACAGAGCAACAGCCAGUCAGAGAACGAACUGUUACUGAUCGGUUUUCAAGGCCCAGUACAACUCAUACAUUCAGGGCAGACAGAUCUCAGAAAAGAUCACUAACUCCCAUGGAUUUUUCUAACCACAGAGGAACAAGUCAAGGAUUUUUAAUAGGCUCACAGCACUACUACAGAUCCUGUCAUAGAAAUCCUCUAAUUUCACGGAAGAGAUUUCAGAUUACUUCUUAAUCAAGACUAGAAAGAAAGAGAAGCCCUCUGCACUGAAUGGAAGACUAAAGCGCUCUAUUUGCCAGCUAGUAUCUUGUUUGACAAAGAACACAUGCAGUAUGGUGGUUAUUGCUGAACCCUGUGAUCCUCCAGAAUACCUAUAUUACCUUGUUUUAAAGUUGUCUAAAUCAGAUGUUAGAUUAAAAAUUAGAGCAAUAUAGAAUGAAUGCACUCUUUGCAGAGUCAAGAUGCUGCUAUACUUUCUUCUCAGGCACUCUUCCUCUUUCUAUCUUUCCUUAUGGAGCUGUUAUUCUACCUGUAGAAGUAAAUAAGUUAUGUUUAUGCUGUGAAGUCCUGUUCCAACUUUUUCAUUUUUUUUCUCGGUGUUAAAAAUGCUCUGGUCUACCCGGACAUCAGUUCUAUAUAGAACGUAUAAACAAGAGUUAGCUGCAUCUCCUAUUCAACACCUGUUCCAACAUUUCUGCAUUUUUAUUCUUUCUGCUUAUUGCAGUUGCUCUCUUGUAAAUAUUUUCUGUCCUUUAUUUUUCUUCUUCCUUUAAUCCUUUUGAUAUGAAAUUGUUUCACUGCUUCUUAAGCUGUUCUAUGCAUCAUUUGCUGUAGAACUGCUGGGAUAAACUGUGGUUAUAGGAAGCAGUGUUUGGCCAAACAUAUUUGUAGAUCCUGAAUAAUUGAACCUGAUUGCUGAUGUGUGAGUAAGACAGUUUACCCCUUCUUGAGAUUUCUUAUAAAAUAUUGGCUGUUACUGUACAAAUUAGACCUAUUUUUGGUAUGCUAGCAAAAUGGGAAGAAGAGAUUUGGGUUAUUUUCUGCCCAAAGAUCACAGUCCUUUACAUGUCCCUAGCUAUUAAUACUGCAUGCAUGCAGUCAGUGAUUCCUCCAUCCAUCAUACCCAGAAAUUUAAGUAGAUGAAGUAGAAGAGCUGUUGAAAACAAGGAAGAGAAAAACAGUUAUUUGUCUGAAUAAUAAUAAUAGCAUCGGGUUCUUGUACUUAGAAACUAACGCUAGUUCUCAUCAUUUCUUUUUUAUGAAUGUUUGAGGCUUGGUAAUUCAAGGCAAAGAGUUUGUAAUAUAUCUAUUUUAUAUCUGUACUGUUAAUAAGAUUUCUGGUUUGUAUAAAUGGUCAUCAAAUGCUGCAUUCUUUUGA